GAUCGCGUCUCUUGUCGGUACCACCGCACGAGGACCGACUGCCCCUUCGGCCGGAAGGAUCGCACCGCUAGUUACGACGAAAUUCCACCUGCUUUGUUGUUGACUGUGAUCGGGGUCUGUUGGCGUAAUUGUGACGAAUGUAAAUUACCACCAGCGCGGUUUUCUACUUCUAGAAGCCCCGACUAAUUCUUCAAACCUUGACUAGGAGACACCGAGAGAUUUGAAAAAAAAAAGAGUCUUUUGUGGCGAAGCCGACUGUGACGCGAGUGUGAUUUGAACGUGUGACAUUGGUGUACUGCUUGGAUCGGCGCGGGCGCAUUGGCGACUUUACAACUUUGUUCGUUUUUGUUUCUACUGGUGCUGUGAGAAAACAUGCUUUUUAUGCCGGCUGACUCGUAUCAGAAUACAUUCUAGUUAGACUACGCGGGAGAUACUCUGGUGGUGCCGGGGAUAGAAAGAAGACAACGAAAACUAUGGAUUGUCGUCGUGCCGCAGCGGUGUCUGCUGGCGCUGUGACUGUUGGGAAAACGUUCGUCGGUGGAUCACAUGCCAGGAUUUCAGUCUUCUUUCUUAUUGGGACUCUUCCUCGGAGUCGUCUUGCUCGCCUCACAAGGGCUGGCCGAGAUGCACAGCCGGUCCAAGCAUUACUCACACCGGCUGCGCUCGGCGGCCGGAAGGUCCGUCAGGGCUCCGGACCCGUCCGAGCCAUCGCCCUACUUCGACAACAGCACAUCGAGGAACGUCACCACGAGUGCUGGCAAAGCAGUCUUCCUGCCUUGCAAAGUGCGCCACCUUGGCGACAGAACGGUGUCGUGGAUCCGGAGGCGGGACCUGCACGUUCUGACGGUGGGUCGCUUCACGUACACCUCGGACCAGCGGUUUCAGGCGAUACACAUGGACAACUCGGACCUGUGGAUGCUCCAGAUCCAGUAUCCGCAGAAAAGGGACGCCGGAAUGUACGAGUGCCAAGUCAGCACUCUUCCCAAGAUAUCACGUUUCAUCGCGCUCAACGUGAUCGUGAGCAAGGCGAGCAUCGCCGGAGGCCCGACGCUCUACCUGAACAGCGGCAGCACCCUGAACCUGACCUGCGAGGUGAUGGAGAGCCCCGUGCCUCCCGACUACGUGUUCUGGUACCACGACGCGCGCGUCAUCAACUACGACAUCCAGCACGGGGUCUCGGUGCAGACGGAGAAGUCGCCGCGAACGCAAAGCCGCCUCCUGAUCGCCAACGCGCAGCCACACGACUCCGGAAACUACUCGUGCGUGCCGUCGAAUGCCGAGCCCGCCAGCAUCGUCGUCCACGUGUUGAACGGCGAGAACCCUGCAGCCAUGCAGCACGGCAAGCACCCGUCAGCAGCCAUGUGCGCCCGGUCGGCGCCGUUCACGCUGUUCGCCGUGGCACUGUGUCUCCAGGUGUGCUCGAGGCGCCGGUGACGAGCGACAGGCCACCACCCAGAAGAGCCGGACGUUGUGACAAACUGAGACGGCGCUCGACGCCGUGUCGUGCGUGACGGGAGAGACGGCGCACACCCGGAGAGACAUCGCAGCCGCGAAGGGGCGUCGAGCGGCGGUCACGGCGUUGGCCCACCCCACCACUGCGGUUGACGAGUGCGCACCCUGUGAGAGGGUUCAGCCGAGUGAACGGUUCGCCUCGCGAUGGGAGUGAUAAGGGCUGCGGAGCACUUGUUUUCACGCUGCAGCACUCACUAUACUUGACACUUGGAAGCCACGUCCGUACAAUACGCCGAGCUGCAGACACCGCUCGUGGGGCUACCCGCUCGUACACAUACGCGUGUUUGUUGUUACAGGAGAAGGAAUCACCCCGACGAGUUUCGCCGACAAAGAAGACGUUUCUCGCUCAUUUAUUUCGACUUUCUUUACUCAGACUUUGUGCUUUGUCGUGGGUGACACUCCUCCGUUAUCUCUCGGGUGGUAAAAAAAAGAACAAAAAAAGUCUACACGGUGUUGUUUUAGUCUUACCGGGUCUCUCUCGGUGUUGAGACUUGAGACGACGGUGAUUCCACGUGAUGUGGAAGAAGAACGUCGACAUGGGGACGAUGCCUCGGACAGUGAUACAAACUGAAAAUGGGCAGUGGCCACCUGAUACAGGUGCGGUUCUUCACGUGGCCUCCGUGAACACCGACGCAGAAGAGAAGAGUUACGUGACCCUGUUUUAAUCCUCAUAUCGUUCAAUACGGGGGCCGCAAUUGUAUAUAAUGUACGAAAAAGUUAACAACCCACAAACAAAACAGUGAGGUCCCGAGAAUCGGGUUAUCAUCACUGGAACUUGCGAGCAAGCGGGGUACACAUAAUGUCUAAAUCAAGAAACAGAAACUGAGUAUCCUUCAAUCGUGUGAACGGAAACGGAAAAAGAUGUUUAGUGUCGCGGUGUAAUGGGAGCGUAGAAACAUGCAUUGUAAGCACAGCGCCUAGGUUCCUGGCUCAACACCAUGCACUGGUGCUCAAUGGCACAAUACACUAACCAGAAAAUUAGACUCGUCCAAUUGCAUUGCUUUAUUUUAGACCCUACUCCUGUUCACCGACGUUAACUACGUUCUAGGUGAUAUUGCUUGCUCAUCCCUUGGGUCAGGACCAUCAGUCACUGGUUUAUUUUGAAAUAGUGUCCUGUAUAGCACGCACACCUUGUUUCUUCUAGUCAGACAGUGUCGGAGCAGGCGCAACCAAGUCGCAUGAUUUGGUCACAGGCGUCUGUGAAUACCCCUCAGCUGUUUUCUCCCUUGAAAUUUUAGAACCAGAGUGAGUUUUUGUAAUUAUCGGAAUCAAACUGCUGCUUCCUGUAACAGUGGUUGUAAAGGAUAUCGCGGGUUGACCAUUAAAGUGUAAUGUUGUUUGUU
Messenger RNA from Rhipicephalus microplus (southern cattle tick), 2855 nucleotides. Its product is annotated as protein amalgam. Lineage: Eukaryota; Metazoa; Arthropoda; Arachnida; Ixodida; Ixodidae. Gene Ontology annotation, biological process: synapse organization. Gene Ontology annotation, cellular component: neuron projection membrane. The record is from RefSeq and is a predicted model, not a curated record.